Messenger RNA from Tilletiopsis washingtonensis, 1387 nucleotides. RefSeq lists its product as hypothetical. Lineage: Eukaryota; Fungi; Basidiomycota; Exobasidiomycetes; Entylomatales. Bases 33 to 1238 code for a protein of 401 amino acids. The transcript has 3 exons. The record is from RefSeq and is a predicted model, not a curated record.
UCCACCACCGCUCUCCUCGGCAGCACGCAGCCAUGGUGCUGCAGAACAAGUACAAGGCUCGCGCAUCGAAGCGCUACAACGCCGCACGCGGCGGCGGCGCAGCCGGCGAGGGCGAAUCAUCGCGCGCAGGGGCUCGAGGACGAGGCCGCGUCCGCGGACGCGGCAGAGGCGGCGCGCACAGCGAUCCCUUCCGCGCUGCCGUCGAGGGUGGAGGAGAGGCGUCAGGCUCGGGAGAGGAGGAGGACGAGGAAGAGGAGGAGGGAGAAGCGGAGGCACAGGACGCCUUCCCGGCGCUGCAGGCCUCCACCGCCGGCGCUGCCUCUUCGCAGGCGCGGCAGUCGAGAGGCGAGGCGGCAAAGUAUGCGCGCCGGCCGAUGGAGAGCAACGCGUGGCGCUAUGCGGAGCCCGAGGCCGAGGUCGAUCCACAUGCCGAGCCGCAAGAGCCCGAGCCCGAAGUAGACCUCUCCAACCUCUUUGCCAAGGUCGCACAGCUCGACUCCUCACGCUCGGCCAUACCUGGACUGCCUAGCGAAGAGCAGAGGAGAGAGUUGGAGGAGGAUGUAGACCGCAGCUUGGCGUAUCUGCACGCGAGACAGCGGGAAAGAGAGCGCGGCAAGGGCGCGGCGGCGAGAGAAGAGGAGAAGGGAGGCGUGGAGAGGAGGGAGAUUACGGAGGAAGAGAGAAGGGAGGAGGAGGAAGAGAGACGGGAGAUGGGAAAGGAGAGGGAGAGAGCCGAGGCACUGCGCGCGCUGAAAGAACGCUUUCGAGGCCAUCGAGUCGGCGAGCGGCCCGAGGGAAAGCCACGCACCAUCACGCUGGACAUUGGAGCGCGGCGCGGCGCUGCUGCGGCCGCCUCAUCGUGUACUGCUGCUCCGGUCGAGAGAAGCGAGAAAGGCGCGAGUUUGUGGAACGACGACGCGGAAGAGGAGGAGGAGGAUCUGGUCGAUCAACUCCUCAGAAGCUCCAUCGCCUCGCCGCCGCCCGUACGGUCACAAGCCGGCGCCGUGCAGCUGCCCGCUGCGCCCGAAGCAGCAGCGCAAGCAGUAGCGCAGGCGCCAGCUGCGUCGCUGGCGUCGGACAGCACGACCCCGAGCAGCACUCCCGUCGCAGCCUCGAGCACAUCCAGCACGAGUGGAGCGAAACGCAUGGGACCACUGGAGCGAGAGCGGCUGCGCAUCCAGCAGCACAAAGAGCAGCAGAAACAGCAGCAGGACUUCCUGGAUGAGAUGCUGGGGUAGCGACCUGCUGACCGCACACGAUGUGGCGCUCGCUGGGCGUGCAAUCUCAUCACUGGUCACUUGGGUCGUCGUUGCCUGGUCCUCGGUUGCGGUGCAUGACGCUGCAGACAUGACAGUCGCGCAGUCGCACAGAGCAGAUAGAGAAGAGA